AUGCUAUCUAUCAAAUCCCUUCUGAAUCCUCAGCCCGAAAGGCGAUUUCCUCAUCCGUCCUUCCCUGCCUUACGUGAGAAACGGCAGAAGAUGGCCAAGGACGCCCCAGUCUUUCGUCGUGGCAAGAUCCAGGGCGAGUGUCGCUAUCCUCCUUGCGAGGAAAGAGAUGCGGAGCUGGAGAAGGCUCAUCGAGAGCUCUCGCUACGUCCCUUUGGCAACAUUGCCGACUAUCCUCGCCAGAUCCCAUAUGCCAGCGAGAAGAAAACCUUCCAGGAAAAGACCGGCCGAGAUAGCUUCCAUGUCUUUCAAUACACAUUCCAAAUACCCGGCGAAGAAAAGGAAUGGCAUGUUAUGUGGGACUACAACAUCGGCAUCGUUCGGAUUACACACCUUUUCAAAUGCAAUGGCUACUCCAAGGCAAGUCCACAAGAUGCUAAACCAGAACCCCGGCCUCCGCGAUAUCUGCCACAGCAUCACCGGCGGGGCACUUUCCGCUCAAGAUCUAAUACCUUCUUUUGCUUUUCGAUAGGAUACUGGAUGCCAUACGAAGCAGCCAAAGCCAUGGCAGCCACCUUCUGCUGGAGAAUCCGAUACGCCCUGACUCCACUGUUUGGCACAGAAUUCCCGGCCAUGUGUAUCCCCCCAACGGACCGCAAAACUCAUGGCCGUAUGGUCAUCCCUCCAGAGAUCGUUCAGCGAGCCACCAACCUCUCCAACUACUAUCGCUCUUUGGAGAUGAAGUCUAGCACCGGAGCCAGCCCUCCCGCAAUCAAUGCACCUUCCUCAACCCAUACCCUUCUUCAUGGUAUGGGAGUAUUGAGCCGAGAAGACUCCCUGACACUUCCCCCGCUCAAGAUCCCGCGUACCAAAUAUGCCGAGAGUAAUCCCAGUGCCCGGGACUCCUCUAUGGAGCCUUACUACAUGUCGCCCAAGAGCCAGUCGCCUAUGUCUACCUUCACGCCCAUCAACCCCCCGCGCAGCUCUAAUGCUAUCCCUCGCUCCCGGGUCGAAUCACCCCGGACUAUCCUCCAUGCUAUCUCAGAUGCUAUGCGCCCGGAGAAUGUCUCUGGUAUCAGCGAAGACAGUGAUACCGAGAGUGAUGGCUCGUCCAACAUGUAUUCCACUCCAAACUCCCCUCCGGUGGAUGGGCAUAUGGAAACUGACAAGCUCGGUGGCCUCGACGGACCCACCAACGCUGUUUCGGAGGUGGUUGCUAUGCAAAGCGACGAUGACAUAACUGACUCGGACGAUGAUUGGCAAAUGGAUGAUGACGACGAUGAAGACUACCGUGGACCCCCUCUCAAGAGGACUCCUGUUGGAACUUCGGUUAGCAAGGACGGUUCUAUAAGUCCCGCAUCCCAGACUAAGAAGUACCCCAGCCGGAAGUCCCGAGCUGCGCGUCCUCAGCCGUCGCCUCAUUUCACCCGUGAGGUAAAGGCUGCCGAAGCUCUUCUUCGUCUGCACAUGAAUGAGCUUGAAAGCACCGGAGACGAGACGGAGAUGGAUGAUGACGAGACGACAUUGCCUUCCGGCUCUCACUCUCUUGACGGCGACGAAUCUCGUAGCCGUAAGCGACGUCGAGCUUCGCUUUGA
Penicillium egyptiacum is the source of this 1593-nucleotide messenger RNA. The record is from the annotation of a GenBank genome assembly. NCBI's taxonomy places the organism in Eukaryota, Fungi, Ascomycota, Eurotiomycetes, Eurotiales, Aspergillaceae.